Molecule: messenger RNA, 3688 nt
Organism: Crotalus tigris (Tiger rattlesnake)
Lineage: Eukaryota; Metazoa; Chordata; Lepidosauria; Squamata; Viperidae
Product: histone H1.1-like
Exons: 2
Coding region: 128-1168 (346 amino acids)
Biological process (GO): nucleosome assembly
Cellular component (GO): nucleosome
Molecular function (GO): DNA binding
Source: RefSeq, a predicted model, not a curated record
AAAGCCAGAUGGAGUACUUCCAUUGUGUCAGAUUUUGCUAGACAUAUAGUUAAGGCACUAAGUACAAGAUUCUGUCUCAGCAGAGGCUUGGCACAGAGUAACUGGCAGGCUGACAGGCACAAGUGCCAUGAGAAAGAUGAUGACCCAGGAGGACAUGAUGCCCACAGGAAUGCAGGCACCAGUUCCUGGAAGAAAGGAGUCCGUUCAAAGAAAGAAAGAAGCUGCUAAUUUCACCACAAAGACUCUGAUGGUAGCAAACUCAGUGCAAAAUAAAAAAAGCUUGAUUCCUUGGAAAUCCAUUGAUUCCCUGCCCUGCAUCUCAGGGCUUAUUAUUGAAGCAAUUGCAUCCUGUAAGUCACACAAUGGCCUCACUUUUGCAGAGCUGAAGGAAGUGCUCGGCACAAAGGGAUACGAUGUGAGGAGGCACUAUCCUAGAAUCAAGAGGAAGCUACAGUCCUUGGUGUCUAAAGGUGCCCUGGUGCGCAUGACAAGUGGCAAUGGCUCAAGUUUUUUUGUAGUCAAAAAGUACCAGGAAAAGAUCACCAAAAUAUCCAGAAACUUGGAGAAAGCCGCAAGGAUAAAGAAGGCAGGGAUGUCUGCUUCCGAAAAGGCAAGGGGAAAAACUGAAGAAGCAAAGAGUUUGAGCUGGAAGGCUGGAAAAAUUAGAAGAAAGCCCAAGAGAUCCCAUCAGAAAUUAAAGGCAGGACAAAAGCCCUCAAAGCGAUCCAUCAGCCAAAGCAAAUCUGUUGAAAGAACACCAAAUCUCUGUCCACGGGCCCUUUCUGCUGCUAAAAAAUCAAGUUCUGGUGGUAGCAAAAGUAAUUCUACUUCUCGAGAAUCACACCACUCCAAUCAAGGAUCUGCUUCUGUUUUAAGGAGAUCCAGCAGAAACUGCAAGAAUACGGCUGCAUCUAUUUUUAAGACAGCCCAAAGUUCUCUCGACGAAAGAGCUCCUAAAAGAUGCAGACCUUCAAAGAGAGGGCUUCCUCCUCCAGUAAAAGUGCAAGUCAGCCCAUACUACAAGGACAACCUCCUUGCAAAGCAAAAAGCCCAUUGUAGAAAGGUGAAGACCUACUCCGCUAAACGACGAAGCCGUCGCCGGAUCAGAGCUGCAUUUCACUCACCAAGGAGGAUCUCAUCCAAUUCAGAAAAAGUCCUGAGAAGAUAACAGAACUAAACCUCAAGGAUGGAGGCCUUCAAAGUAGAUGUCUUCCUUGUAUCUAUUAGAACCACAAAACAUUCAAUAAAGGUAACUAAGGCCUCAGGUUCCAUUCAUAAUGGAUGAUUUCAUAGCAAUAGCAAUAGCCCUUAGAUUCACAGUGCUUUACAGCCCUCUCUAAGCUGAUCCAGCAUAUCGCCCCCAACAAUCUGGGUCCUCAUUUUACUGACCUCAGAAGGACAGAAGGCUGAGUCAACCUUGAGCCGGUGAGACUAGAACUGCCAAAUUGCUGGAAGCUGGCAGUCAAUAGAAUUAGCCUGCAGUACUGCAUUCUAACCACUGAGUCACCACAGCUCUUAUUUCAUAAAUACAAGCUAGGGUCUAUAAUUUGGGAGACAUAUAAAGUGGCCUACAAAAGUGUUUUAAAAUCUGUAUUUCAUUUAGGAGCUUCUUAAAAGGAAAUGUUAGCCUCUAGCUACUUGAAUUCUUCUGUUCCAUUUGGAAUGUUUUGCUCUGCCAUAGAGAUGUGAAUUCUCUCGGUAAAUUACAAUAUUCCUGGCAGCCUUAAACCAAACCCACAGUUCUUGCACACCAUCAUCCACAAAUACAAUGAUGUUGAAUUUGCAGGCCCUUCAGUCAUAGUGGCCAAAUUCUGAGAAUGCCAACCAAUCACUCCUCACUCGUUGUCUUUCAACUUUGUUCCUGAAUUUAUAACCCUCCCUUCCAGAAUUUCCACUGUUCUGAAAGGCAGAAAUUUGUGCUAUUCUGACAAGCCCCAUGGAGUAUUAUCAUCUCAACAAAUUCUGCUUUUGUGACGAGCCUGAAAAAUUGCAGUCAUUCUGGGCAACCUACAGUGGAGAUGGCAGCAGGAGGCAAGGGUUCCAGCAGAAACUGAAAACACUGAAUAAUGUUGGUGCCUCAUGAAUUUAUUCUGUGGCAGAAGUGGGGGGCCGUUUUAAAGAGGAGGCAUGGAAGCAGGUUCUUUUAGGGCAGUGUUUCCCAAAUUUGACAAUUUUAAGGCAUGAGGACUUCAACUCCCAGAAUUCCACAGCCAGCAAUUUUAAGUCCUCAUGCCUUAAAAUUGUCAAGUUUGGGAAACACUGUUUUAGGGGGUCAUUCAAAUGUGUUGUCAUUUGCCUUACCCUCAAAUGUAUGUGGGAGGCAGAUGUGUACAGUUACAAAUGCUGGGUAAAGUUGUUUGAUAGGACAUUGUUAGAAAAGCAAGUUACAUAUCUGCAAGCCAAAAUCUUUGAAGUCAGCCCCUCAGAGUCACCCAGGAGAGCAGAAAAAAUGGAUCCUGUAACUAUUUGUUCAGUGGGAUGCUUCAUGGGGAAAAACUGGAUGGGACAAGGAAGCAGGAAAAUUGGAUCACGGGUGAGGGAAGAUACAAGGAAAGAUUCAGAAAAACCAAAUGGACAAAAGAGAGAGAAAGAGAGAGAGAGAAAAGUCUUUGUAGAAAGGAGAGCUGUUUUGCCUGGAAGUGGUGAAAAUUGGAGGGAAAAAUGGGCGCGUAAAGUUGCCUCUUGAAGACAGCGUUGUAGUUUUUGUGGGACGGCGGGAGAAAACCAGUUCCGAAAAGGGACUGUACCAAGUGAAUCGGAAGAGGAGCGCCAGGUUUUGAAUUUAAGAGCCAUCAGAGAAAGCAGCCCGGGACAAGAAAAUUCGUCGAAUAAACUACAACCUCCAGCUACGUGCAGAUCUUCAUUUUCCUGCUAGACCGGGAGCUCUCGCCGCCGCCCACAUCGGACCUAAGCACCAAGCAUGUCAACGCCAAAACGGCCCUGGGAGUUGGACGGCCUGGAAGUGUGACAAAAUCAAAUAAUGCUUUGGCCAAGAGAGAGCGAUGGCUUCGGGUUCUUUUUAGAGCCAUGUUUCAAUAACUGACGAGGGAACAAUAAAGUUGCUUAAUUAUGGUUAGAAACCUGAUUUGUGGGUUUUGAUUAGUCAUUUUCGCUUUCUGAAUAGACAAUAAAAAGCCGUCCUGCCAAUCUGAAAGUGGAUAGAAUUUUAUAGUGCCUGAGCAAAUCGACUUUUGCCCAUAUUCCUUAGAUUUGUGCCAAUAGCGGCUCGCGUUUUAUUUUGACAUUUGUAAACUAAAAUAUUUUAAGCUGCAUUAUUGAGAAUCGUUUCUCAUAGUUAACCCUAGUUACAUUCUUAGCUUCCAUCUGCAAAAAGGUAACUUCAAAAGUUUUGAAACUAAAUUUUACCAUGUGUUAAAAGGGUUGCAAAUUUUUAAACUUCGGACAGAAAAAGGAGUCACUAGGGAUAUUGGAAUAAAGUGCCUCAAAUAUACCAAUAUUAUUUUGUUCGCUCUCUAAUCCAUUUUCACUAUUUCAUAGUCUUCAGGGAUCUAAACAAAGCAACCUAUACUAAACAUGAAAGACCCAAAAAUAAUGUGUUUUAGAGGAAUAAAAUAUCCUGUUACCAAAAUAAUUUGAAAUAAGAACUCUUGAUUUAGAAAGAACAAUGAAACCAAGUUAUUUUCCCUUUGAUAUUGGAUGAGAAAAAUUUAACUUGACUACUCAUUUU